Messenger RNA from Hepatospora eriocheir, 543 nucleotides. The record is from the annotation of a GenBank genome assembly. NCBI's taxonomy places the organism in Eukaryota, Fungi, Microsporidia, Hepatosporidae.
AUGAUUGAUGAUAGAACAGCUAAUUCGCAAUUUAAAGAGUAUCUUUCAACUUAUGAAAUAAUAGAUAGUGGUAAGAGAGUAAUAUUAGAUAUAAACGACAUUAGAAGACAUAGUAGAGAGUUAUGUGAAUUCAUUUUGUGUGAUCCAGAGAGAUUUAUUCCCAUGGCUGAGCAUGAAGUUAAAAGACCAUUGGGAUUUAAAGGAGCUCUUGGUACACACUUUUGUACACCUAGAACUAUCAAGUCAUCUUAUUUACAAAAAAUGGUGUGUUGUGAGGGUAUUGUUACUAGUGUAUCACAUGUUAGACCUAAGCUAAGAACAAGUGUUCACUAUGAUGAAAUUAAAAAUCAGUUUUUUGAAAAAGAAUACAGAGAUGGUACAAUGAUAGAAAGAAUGCCUAUAACUGAUACAACUUAUCCUACCAACUUUGAGGGUAGGACACUAAUACCGGAAUAUGGACUUAGUAUUUAUAAAGAUUUUCAAACAAUUGUUUUACAGGAAAUGCCGGAGAAUGCUCCAGCAGGUCAUUUGCCAAGAAGUUUA